GCACCAGUGUGCGCCCCGUUGUUAUCAAUAUGGCUCUCACUCCGAAUCGGAAUCAAUACACCCCUGUGGUGGUCCCGGUCCCUAGUCUCAGUCCAAGUAAGAGUCCAGGCAGGCAACGACAUUUCGAUUAGUCGUGUAGUCGCACCUGGCUAGAGCAUACAGAUACAGACACCACUCGCCUCGACCGACACAGGCAUCCAACCUUUGGCAUCGUAUCCCUCCAAAAUUGACGGCCAAAGUUUCGAUCGUUUUGCAGAUCCCUGUGACCAUGGCCAAGAUACGAAAGCUGGUGCCAGAGCUGGCCGAGGUUGCUCGAACGGAGCUCAAUGAGGUGGAUUCCGAGGUGUUGAGGAAGAUCGUGGCCUUGCGCAAUUGGAUCAAUGAAGUAAACUACCUGAAGGCGCGCACCGAUGACCAGUUCCUGGCGGCCUUCCUUCGCUUUUGCCACUGGGAUGUGGAGGAGGCUAAGAAGCGGAUACUUUUCUACUACACAUACAAGACCAAGGAGCGUGAACUUCUCAAGAGCCGCCUGGUGGACGAUAAGCUAAUUGAAAUGGCACGUUCAGGAAUCUUCGCCACAUUACCGAAUCCCAUUGGCCCUGGCGGUCCCCGCAUCCAUUUCACACGCAUGGGCCACAUCGAGACUUCCAAGUACACCGUCAGCGACAUUUUCCGCUUCCAUGCCUUCCGUGCUGAGAUCGAGAUCAACACGGAUGACAACUGGAAUAUUGCGGGUGUGGUGGAGAUUCUUGACUUCACCAAGAUUCCCUACUCCCUGCUGCUGCAGUUCGAUGCCGGUAUGUUCAAGCGGAUGAAUGCCUUUUUGGAGCAUGGCAUACCCACGAAUUUAGUGGCCACCCACAUUGUGCACGCAUCCAGGGAAACGCAGUUUGUCCUAGGAUUGGUCCGGAAUGUGAUGAAACAGAAGGAACUGCUGCACAUCCAUCCGAAUCUGGAGUCCCUGCAAAAGGCCAUCGGCAAGGAGUACUGCCCCGAAAUGGGCGGCAAUAAUGGCACACUGCCUGAUGCCAUGUCGCGGUACGAAACCCAAUUAAACAGCUUCGCGAACUACUUCAAGGAGGACGAGCAAUAUGUCGUUGACGAGAAGGCGCGGGAGGCUAGCGAGGCGGCUCCCAUGGCAGCCGGCGCCGAGGGUACCUUCCGGAAGCUGAACAUUGAUUGAGGCGGGAAGGGGAGGCCGGGAAGUUAGUUGUAUAUUCUGAUGCACAUCUUAUAUAUAUGCCCUUCACACAAACACACAGCCCAAUAUAUAUAUAUAUAUAUAUAUAUACACACUGGAAUGUAUAGACACUACAGCGCUAUAGCGAUCAUUGGUCAUAGCAGAACCUGAUAUUUUAUAAAUGAAACAUGAGAAAGCAACAUCGAAA
This is a messenger RNA of Drosophila serrata, 1388 nucleotides long. RefSeq names its product clavesin-1. The record is from RefSeq and is a predicted model, not a curated record. Gene Ontology annotation, molecular function: phosphatidylinositol bisphosphate binding. NCBI's taxonomy places the organism in Eukaryota, Metazoa, Arthropoda, Insecta, Diptera, Drosophilidae. Gene Ontology annotation, cellular component: membrane.